Molecule: messenger RNA, 1277 nt
Organism: Plasmodium vivax (malaria parasite P. vivax)
Lineage: Eukaryota; Apicomplexa; Aconoidasida; Haemosporida; Plasmodiidae
Exons: 1
Coding region: 1-1104 (367 amino acids)
Biological process (GO): microtubule-based process
Cellular component (GO): nucleus; cytoplasm
Source: RefSeq, a predicted model, not a curated record
AUGGAAGACUGGGUGUAUGUCGGAGGGAGGCGAAGGAGCGGGAAGAAGCCCCAAGGGGGGGGCAUGCACGCGGGGCGUCACAGCAACGGGCACAGUAGCUACGUCCGCGAUGCCCGCUCCGCGGAGCCCCCCCCCGUGGAGCUCGCAAAGCACGCGGAGAAAACCUUCGGCGAAGUGAAGAGGGUCAUGAGCGGCUUAGAAAAAAGUGAGUUCUUUGCAAAGUUCCUCCAGCAGCUGACCCAAGUGGUUGACGAGGCAAAAGCGAAGAUAAAAUGCGCCAUCUGCCUGGGCCUGGGUUCUUUAGAGGACCCCAAUUGGAGCAACAGGAGGGCUUGUCUCUACCAACUCUCAUUUGUGUUGCUCCUCGGGAGGAUCCACAACGUGGAGCAGCUGUUUAUCUAUGACCCUAAGAUUGGGGAAGUGGACGAGGACGUGUGUGGCCGCUUCGGCGUGGAGGUGUUGUCCCCCCGGGAGGAGGCACCCCCAGAGGGACCGCAAAAAAGGGGGGAAGCGCAAAGAGGGGGACCACAAAGAGAGGGACCGCAAAAAAGCGGCGAAGCGCAAAUCGAGGGACCGCCCAGUGGCGCUGCCCCGAAGGAGGGCGAGCAGAUAGACCGCACCAUCCCCAAGCCAAGAGCAAACGAACGGACGCUGCUCUUCAUGCCCCACUGCGAUGUGAGUCUGUAUAGCCAAGUCAUGCACGACAUCUACGUAAAUGAAAAGCUGAGUUAUGAUAAGGUCCAUUUUUUGCUCCCCUUGGCGAAGACCAUUUUUCUGGGGAACUCAUUUGAGUACUACCGAGAGCAUGUCUACAUGUACAGGCCCUUUGGAAUCCCAGCCUAUGCCAUUCGCAUGUUAAAAAGUGGAGGCACUCUCCCGGAAGGAGCCACUCAGAGGAGUCUUAAUCGAUUAGAGGAACUUUAUAAAAUGGACCACUUCCUUUUUUACAUUCACAAAUAUGCACGGGAGGGGAAGUUCCCCUUUUGCCCUGAGCAUGUAUCCGCCUUCAACGACAUGGCCAUCAUAACGUUUGGCCCCCUGCCGGACCAACUCAGCUUUUGGAAGGACGUCUGGGCGGAGGUGACCUCUGGGGGGCCCACAUAAAAUAGGGGGGAAAAGUAACAAGCAGAUGAUAAUGGGUGGUCCGGGCCCGUUCAAUUGGUCGCUUUUGUCCUCACAACGCACAAAAUUGCGAGACAACCCUGGUGAGAAGUAGCUCCGAGGGGGAGACUCCGCGAUAGGUUGCCGCCUCCGGUAGGUUGCCGCCCAAAUGAACG